GCAAGUUCCUUUAUCAGAACAUUUGAAUGCUGCUGUCAGGUCUUCUCAAACAUACUGCAUUACAGAGGACUUGGAAGAGUUGAAAUCUGAGGCAAAGGCAUUUUCCAAGAAUAAAGUCAUUGCUUCAAGUACUGCAAAAGAGAGACGCAAGAAACAUUGGGAGGAAAAGAAAAAGAAAUGGAAAUCUUAUGCUUUGGGUCAAGGGCUUAAGAAAGAUGAUGACAGAAAUUUAAAGGAGAAGAUUGGUUUUGAAAGACAGAGAGAUAAUGAUUUUGAAGUUAAAUGUGGAAAACUGCAGGAGGGAUUUGAUGUGAACAAGCAUUGUGAACAACUGCAGGAGGGAUUUGAUGUGAACAAGCAGUGUGAACAACUGCAGAAGGGAUUUGAUGUGAACAAGCAAUGUGAACAACUGCAGGAGAGAUUUGAUAUGAACACACAGUGUGAACAACUGCAGGAGGAAUUUGAUGUGAACAAGCAGUGUGAACAACUGCAGAAGGGAUUUGAUGUGAACAAGCAGUGUGAACAACUGCAGGAGGGAUUUGAUGUGAACAAGCAUUGUGAACAACUGAAGUUUCCUGGUUCUAAAAUCAGUAAAAGACAAAAAAGGAAACUUAAACAAAAAGAACAGAGGUCAAAAAGGAAAAAGGAAAAAAAUGAAGUUGCGACAGAGGCAGAUAUCAAUGACAGUUGUCAUAGGGAACAAAUAUAUCUUAAUUAUUUUGAUGCCUCAGGCAGUCCUAGUUGCAAGAGGCAGAAGCUAGAGAUUACAAAUGAAGAAUACGAACCUUCAUGCAGUGUAGCAAUUUCUCAGUCUUCAAUUGGAAGAAUGCCUCCAUGGAAACCCCAACAGUUCAGUUCAUCUAGACCUCAGCCUCCAUUUGGUGUAAUGACGAGUCGAUCCCCAUCAAAAACAUUUCAACUGUCAGACAUGUUAGAAUUUCACCCAUCAGAAACAUCACAACAGUUUUUUCCAAUUAGACCUCGACCUUCAUUUGACACAAUGACUCAUUCGACACAACUGAACACUUCAAAACUAUGCCAGCAAAGACAUCGCGAAAGAACAAACAAAAGAUUGUCAAAAAAAAACCAACGUAAACUACGGCUUCAGCAUAGAAAUGAAAUGAGAGAUAAGCAAAAUAAGGAAGGUGGAACUCAGAGUAUUUCUAUGGAAGAGAUUUCUCUUAGUGUUUGUGAAUCUAAUCCUGAAAACAACACAUUACAGAAAGCUAGCAGCUUUCAAAACCAGUAUUUUCCCAGGAAGAGUAUAUUGUGUUCUAGAGGACUUGUGGAGCAGAUUCCAAAAUCCUAUAUAUUGAACAGGCUGUCACGAGAUGAACAUGGUGCUAAAGAACUUUCUCAGGAGAUAUUUAAGGAUGUGAGUGGACUUACAGAUUUAUACCAGACCAGGGUACUACCUGCCCUGGAGAAGAUGCUAAACUCACACAAGAAAUGUUCCUACCAUCAACUUUUAAACCAGUGUUUUAGUGGAGAGUACCAACAAAGUAGCACAGGAAGAAGGGAGAUAAUUGUAGCUAGGGAGAAGAUAAGGAAAUCAACUUAUGGUAACGUAGGUAACCAAGGUCAUGUGAGGGUAAAACCAGGAACAAGAUGGACAAAACGUUCACAAAAAGUGUCCACUAAAACUCUCCUGAGUCGGCACCUCCAGACAUCGCAGAUAUUCAUGUUUCUGAGGCGGGUUCUUACCCGUGUAAUACCAGAUGAGCUCCUGGGAAAAUCAAACAAGAAUAAAUUAUGCAAGUACAUCAAGCCAUUUCUAAAUCUCCGUAAAUAUGACAAGUUUUCUCUGGCUGAGCUGAAAGUGGACCAGAUGAAGUUGGAAGAUAUUCCGUGGUUGGCUGCUGUUGCUUUACGAGCUGACCAGCUCCACCUUCUGUCACAAGUAAUCUGCUGGAUAUUCAAGGACUAUGUCAUGGUGUUGUUAAGGUCCUUCCUGUACAUCACAGAGACAGCACAUCAUCGUAACCGAUUGUUGUAUUUCCGAAAGAGAGACUGGUUACGACUUCACAUGCGGGGCCUGAACACAUUACUGAAUAAGAAGAUGAUUGAGCCUAUCACACAGACUGAAGCUCAAAAGCAGUUGGCUGAGGGCAGUGCACUUGGGGUGGCCAGCUUACGUUUCCUUCCGAAGAUGAAAUCACUUCGACCUCUUGUGAACCUAGGGAGGAAACCCCCACCAGGAUGUAAACAGAAAAUACCCAUGAACAGGCAGAUGCUGCAUAUGUUGAACAUCCUGAAUUAUUACAAGGACAAGAAUCCUGAUUUGGUGGGAUCUGCCAUAUUUGGACUGGACAAAGUCUACCCGAUGUGGAAGCAGUUUGCCUUACAGUAUCGACAGCAAGGACACAGAAGGUCUGGAAUUGCUCCACUUUAUUUUGUCAAAGUGGACAUUGCUACCUGCUUUGAAGACAUCAAUCCGGAGAAACUGUUUUCCAUCCUCAAGGACAUAUUUCUGAAGGAUGAAGAGGACUAUCAUAUUAACAAGUACGUGACUAUGUUUGUUGCUGGUGGACAAGUAAAAAGAACCUUCAGAAGAAAAGCAUUACCAUUGUCGGAAUUCAAUCCCUUGUUCACAAACUUUGUGAAGGAAACUGUGGAACGUGAAAACCUCAAAAACAAUAUAUUUGUUGACCAGGUGGUGUCUCAGUCUGAGAACUCUCAACACUUAUUAAAGCAGCUGAAGUCUCAUUUGUUCAACAAUCUUAUAAAGGUUGGAAAGAAAUAUUAUCGCCAGGCGUCAGGAAUCAGUCAGGGUUCCAUCCUAUCCACAAUGCUUUGUAACCUGUAUUAUGGUCACUUUGAAAAGAAGUUGUUUUCCUUGCUGGAGGGAGAGGAGCUUAGGAUGAGGAUUGUAGAUGACUCACUAUUUGUGACGCCACACAAGGACAGGGCAAUUUAUUUCCUUAAUCUUAUGUUUAAAGGAAUGGCUGAUUAUAACCUACAUGUAAACCCUGACAAAGUUCUCCUAAACUUUCCUCUGGAACAGAACGAUAUUGGAUCCUUUCCAGUGAUACAAACAGAAUGGUUUCCGUGGUGUGGGAUGUUAUUUAAUACUUUAACUCUCCAGGCUAGUAUGGACUUCUCCAGAUACGCUGGCAUCUCUGUUGCUGAUACUAUGAGCUUUGACCUUUCUGAGGAUCUGUUGAUGACCUUGAAACAGAAGCUCUUGCAUGCUUUGAACCCAUUCAGCCAUUCCAUAAAUGUAGAUACUCUGAACACAACAGAAAUAGUGGUGACCAAUAUCUUCAAGAUUUUUGUUUUGAAUGCACUAAAGUUCAACAGCUACCACAGACGUCUUCCACAAAACUUCACAUAUAAUGGAGAAGCCUUCAUAGACUUGCUGAUGGGUAUUGGCAGCUAUUUCUAUUAUCAGGCACAUGCCUUUCUCACCAAGAAGGGUUCUAUACCGGCUGUUUUCAGCAUACCAAAAGAUGUUGUCCUGUGGCUAGGUUUGCAUGCCUUCCACGUCGUCCUCCAGCAGUAUAAGACUGAAUGGCAACAUAAGAACUUCAUCAUGGCAUUGACUCGGCAACUAAGAUUCAUCAUGGCGAGACUUGAAUACCAGGAGGAGGGACUCUCUGCUGUCCUACUGAGGGUAUGUGGUAACCAAGUGCCUGACGAACUCAUGGACCUCAUCCCUUGACCAGGGGAGUAACAGCAGCAGCGGAGAAACUUCGCCUAUAACCAUAGACUACUUAGAUAUUGGACUAAGAUCUCUGAAAAUGAUUUAUUUUUGUACAUUGCACUCAUCAGAUUAAUCUCAGAAAAAAGAGAGCUCUCACUAAAUCUGCAUCAUAAAAUAUUGGACAAUAUCUCAGGUACCUAGGAUAGUGACAAGUAAUAUUGUACUGAUUCCAGAGGCUCUCCUUAAAUCUGCAUCAUGAAAUAUUGGACAAUAUCUCAGGUACCUAGGAUAGUGACAAGUAAUAUUGUACUGAUUCCAGGGGCUCUCCUUAAAUCUGCAUCAUAAAAUAUUGGACAAUAUCUCAGGUACCUAGGAUAGUGACAAGUAAUAUUGUACUGAUUCCAGGGGCUCUCCUUAAAUCUGCAUCAUAAAAUAUUGGACAAUAUCUCAGGUACCUAGGAUAGUGACAAGUAAUAUUGUACUGAUUCCAGGGGCUCUCCUUAAAUCUGCAUCAUAAAAUAUUGGACAAUAUCUCAGGUACCUAGGAUAGUGACAAGUAAUAUUGUACUGAUUCCAGGGGCUCUCCUUAAAUCUGCAUCAUGAAACAUCGGUCAUGGACAUCUGUGAACUGAAUAAGUUAUUUGUGAAUUUUUAGUGUACUUUGUAUUGAAUGAUCA
Molecule: messenger RNA, 4320 nt
Organism: Ylistrum balloti
Lineage: Eukaryota; Metazoa; Mollusca; Bivalvia; Pectinida; Pectinidae
Product: telomerase reverse transcriptase-like
Exons: 29
Coding region: 428-3661 (1077 amino acids)
Biological process (GO): telomere maintenance via telomerase
Cellular component (GO): telomerase catalytic core complex
Molecular function (GO): telomeric repeat DNA binding; telomerase RNA binding
Source: RefSeq, a predicted model, not a curated record